AUGUACAAGAUUGGAGUUUUAAGUUACAAGAGGUUGUUGGAGGUUGGAGAUUUAGGAGUGACCGAAGGGAGUACUCUGAGGGUAUUUUCAUACAGUGAGCUGAAGAAAGCCACACACGGUUUCAAACAACAGCUGGGUAAGGGUUCCUUCGGAUCAGUUUACAGAGGAACUUUACACAAAGGAAGAAAAUUGAUUGCUGUGAAAAUGCUACACAAGUCAAUCGAUGAAGGAGAGAGAGAAUUUGAAGCUGAAAUGCAAGCCAUUGGGAAAACACACCACAAAAACUUAGUUCGCUUGCUGGGAUAUUGUGCUGAGAGAUCUAAAAGGCUUCUGGUUUAUGAGUACAUGAGCAAUGGCUCCCUUGAGAAGCUUAUCUUUGGUGACAGUACUAUGCGUCCAGAUUGGGAUCAGAGAAGAAGAAUAGCACUAGACAUUGCAAGAGGGUUGCUAUAUCUGCAUGAAGAAUGCAGGGCUCCCAUCAUUCACUGUGACAUAAAGCCUCAAAACAUAUUGAUGGAUGAGCUUUUCACAGCUAAAAUAUCAGACUUUGGGUUGGCCAAACUUCUAAUGCCGGAUCAAACAAGAACCUUCACUCAAGUUAGGGGCACGAGAGGCUAUUUGGCUCCAGAGUGGAAUAAGAACACUCCAAUAACAGUGAAAGCAGAUGUUUAUAGCUAUGGAAUAAUGCUUUUGGAGAUUGUAUUUUGCAGAAGAAGCCUGGUGGUUAAUAUGUUGAAUCCAGAGCAAAUUGUUCUGUCCAACUGGGUGUACAAGUGCUUUGCGCGACGAGAGCUAAACAAGCUGGUUGUUGGGGAAGAAGUGGAUAAUAGUUUAAUGGAGAAUAUGGUGAAAGUGGGGUUAUGGUGUAUUCAAGAUGAACCUUUUCUUCGGCCAUCAAUGAAGAGUGUGGUGUUGAUGCUUGAGGGAGUUACGGAAGUGGCUAUUCCUCCUUCUCCAUCUUCUGAUUCUAUUUGCUAGGAAACAAAAGCGAACAAGAUGUUGCAAUUUCAUGUGGCUUUCAUUUGAUUUGUUUUUGAUUUUUGUGUUUCUGUGUAAUUUUUUCUUUAAGCUUGCGUACAUCUACCUAUUUGCCAGAAAUAAAAAAGAAUUAUAAAAUUAAUU
Neltuma alba is the source of this 1122-nucleotide messenger RNA. RefSeq names its product G-type lectin S-receptor-like serine/threonine-protein kinase LECRK1. Gene Ontology annotation, biological process: protein phosphorylation. The transcript has a single exon. Gene Ontology annotation, molecular function: protein kinase activity; ATP binding. Bases 1 to 978 code for a protein of 325 amino acids. The record is from RefSeq and is a predicted model, not a curated record. NCBI's taxonomy places the organism in Eukaryota, Viridiplantae, Streptophyta, Magnoliopsida, Fabales, Fabaceae.